AUGUCUCUGCUUUUACGAAGUGCAAAUGGGUUCAUUCGGGGUGGGAAGAAGCAUUUAUUCUUACUGACACGGACGUUCGCGACUACUUCGAGGAGGUUCGAAAUUAAUAAAAUCUACCCCUCGGCGACGGAAGCCAUCAAAGACCUAACAUCCGACUCCACCCUCCUAGCCGGUGGCUUCGGCCUCUGCGGUGUUCCGGACACCCUGAUAGGCGCACUGCGCUCUAAACCAUCGAUCAGAAACCUGACCGCAGUAUCCAACAACGCUGGUGUCGACGGCUCCGGCCUGGGAAUCCUGCUUGCCUCGGGCCAGAUCUCGAAAAUGAUCGCCUCUUACGUGGGAGAGAACAAGACCUUUGAGCAAAAGUACCUCACGGGAGAAAUCGAACUGGAACUCACCCCGCAGGGCACACUUGCUGAGCGCUGUCGUGCCGGUGGGGCAGGUAUCCCCGCAUUCUACACCCCAGCGGCGUUCGGCACCGUAGUCCAAACCGGCGAAUUGCCGGUCCGGUAUAACCCCGAUGGCACAGUCGCGGCCUACAGCAAACCGCGCGAAGUCCGAGUCUUUGAUGGCAAGAGCUACGUGAUGGAAGAAGCCAUCCGGGGCGACGUCGCGUUCGUCAAAGCCUGGAAAGCGGAUUCUCUAGGAAACUGUCAAUUCCGGUUCUCCGCAGCCAACUUCAACGGCGCCAUGGGACGGAACGCGACGCUCACCGUCGUCGAAGCGGAGAACAUUGUGCCGGUUGGCGGUAUCGAUCCGGCAGCCGUGCACCUACCUGGGAUAUACGUCGACCGCGUAAUUCAAUCCACAACCCCAAAGAACAUCGAGAGACGAUCCACCGCACCGGGGAAACCGCCCUCGAAGCGGAAACGCAUAAUCCGCCGCGCUGCGAAAGAGUUCCAAAACGGAAUGUACGCAAACCUAGGCAUCGGCAUGCCAAUGCUCGCACCAACAUUCGUAGACCCAAACAUAACCGUGCAACUGCAGUCCGAAAACGGAAUAUUAGGGCUCGGGCCAUACCCUCGCCGCGGUGACGAGGAUCCGGACCUCAUCAAUGCGGGCAAGGAGAUUGUCACGCUUGCCCCCGGCGCAAGCAUAUUCGGCUCCGACGAGAGCUUUGGUAUGAUCCGCGCUGGGAAAAUCGACCUUACAAUUUUGGGUGCUAUGCAGGUGGGUAUGUACGGCGAUAUUGCGUCGUGGGCCUUGCCCGGGAAGAUCAAGGGCAUGGGAGGCGCUAUGGAUCUUGUGAGUAAUCCGGGGAAGACAAAAGUCGUUGUUACGAUGGAGCAUUGUGAUAGGAAGGGGAAUGCGAAGAUUCUUGAGAAAUGCAUAUUCCCACUCACCGGCCGCACCUGUGUUUCCCGGAUCAUUACCGAGUUGGGCGUGUUCGACGUAGACUUUGAGAAGGGGCUUACUCUUGUUGAGAUUGCGGAGGGGGUGGAGGUUGAUGAGAUCAGGGCGAAGACUGGCGCGCCGUUUGCUGUUUCCGAUGGGUUGAAGCCCAUGCUUUAGGAAUGCUUUUCUUCUUUCUUUCGCAUGAGGGGCACUGUAUGUAGGUGGAAUUCGGGUUUCUUUAAGUUGUUUAGGUUUACGGGGUUUUUUUUCUCUUUAACUUGCACAAAGGUGUUCCUGGGCGGAUAUGAAUGAUUGUCUUGCUGUAUAGUACAUGUAGGUGUGGUUACGAUAUUAGAAGAUUAUCAUAGAUA
Messenger RNA from Tuber melanosporum (Perigord truffle), 1706 nucleotides. RefSeq lists its product as uncharacterized. Gene Ontology annotation, biological process: ketone body catabolic process. The coding region runs from base 1 to 1512 and encodes 503 amino acids. Lineage: Eukaryota; Fungi; Ascomycota; Pezizomycetes; Pezizales; Tuberaceae. Gene Ontology annotation, molecular function: succinyl-CoA:3-oxo-acid CoA-transferase activity. The record is from RefSeq and is a predicted model, not a curated record. The transcript is spliced from 5 exons.